AGCAUUAUAUUAUUAUAUAUUUUCAGCAUUAUAGUGCCAUCAUGAAAUACAUCAGCCAAGGCCCCAUGUUGUUAGAUGUCCACAUGCACCGUCCUCAUACUACUUCUCGUAACUUCAUGGAUGCUCUUCUGGCGUUUUGGCCUGGUCUUCAGGUCUUAAAAGGUGAUAUAAAACCAGCAAUUGAAACUCAUGAAAUGCUUUAUCAGGUGAUCCAACGACACAAUUUCUUACCUGAAGCAUUUACCACAGAUUUUCAAGUUCAUUGGGGAGGUCAUCCACUCCGACCAGAGUUCCUAGAAUCUACCUACCUCUUGUACCUUGCCACAGAUGAUCCAUACUAUCUACGAGUUGGGGAGCAAGUUUUGCGUUCAUUACAGAAGCAUGCUUGGGUUCCAUGUGGUUACGCUGCUGUCAAAGAUGUUCGCACAGGUGUACAUGAAGAUAGGAUGGAUUCCUUUGUGUUGUCCGAGACCUUUAAGUAUCUGUACCUGCUAUUUGCUAAACCCAGUGACCUGAUUAUUGAUAUGGAUCAAUUUAUUUUUACCACUGAGGCUCACCUACUACCUCUCUCUCUUGCUAGACUCUCAAACCUAACUGUGGUCCCAGGCCCAGAUAACCAAAUUGAUGCUCAAGACAGUGAUGUGGAAUAUGCACGUUCAUGCCCAAAUGCUCAUUUUCUUUUUCCCGGUCGUCAUGAAUUUGCAGAAACUAUUAGGAGGCCCCUCAAAAACUUUGUAAAUAAUGUUUGCCCUUCACGCAAAACUAUGCAGAGGAAGUUAAGAGCAUCAGAAUUCCAAGCUGGAAACAGUGGACACAUGAGACUCCUGAGAGAUAUGGGCAUCACCAUAAUGGCACUUCCUGAUGGCCGUGUUCAGUUGCUACACACAUCCUCCAAUGCAAAGUCAUCAGAUGAUGCAGAAGAGGGACUUCUGUUCAUGCAAGAGAUGAUAGAACUAAGCAAACUGCAACAAGAACAGCCAGAAAAUCCACCUCGGAUGGUGUCCUUCAGUCACAAGGUUGAUGACAAAAUAACUGUUACUACUAUUCAAGCAGGACCUGCACAGUUUGGCUUAGACCUUAAAGGAGAUGUUACGGUGAGCGGAAAAGUUGUAAAGGCUUCCCCUCUUCGUGCUUGUGGGGAGAUUGAUAAUGAAGAUGAAGUAAAAGGGAAGAUAGUGAUCAUGGAGAGAGGAGACUGCAUGUUUAUUGAAAAGGCUCGAAAGUUAGAGAGCCUAGGAGGAAUUGGAGGGAUUGUUUUGGAUAACACUCCUGGAACAUCAGCUUCAAGCUCACCGAUGUUUGCCAUGUCUGGGGAUGGUACAGAUGAUGUCAACAUUCCUCUUGUCUUCUUGUUUGCUGGUGAUGCUGAAAUUCUACUGAAGGCCCUUCAAGACAACCCAGAUUUGGAAGUGACCCUGGGUGACUUUGCUGAUAAAGAUGAUGCGGAUGAAUUUGAAAUUGAAAAAUCUGAGGAAGAAGAAUCUGUAAACUUUGAAGAAAGUUUUGAUAUCAAGAUUGAUAAUUAUAUUGAUGAAUAUGAUGAUGGUGAUGACGACAAUGAUGACAGUGGUGAGGAUGAUGAAAGGGAUGAUAGUAAAUGUACUGUUGAUAUUUCGAAUAGUGUCCAAGAUACUUUGCUUAACUCCUUUGAUGAUCAUAAUGAGGAUGAGGCCAAGAAAACUUUGCACAAAGUUCCACUUGAGUGUUCAGAGGAAGCAAACCCUCAAAUGCAAACAGUUGACGGAAAAGAAUCUAGCUGGCAUGAGAGUGCUGAUAUUAGAGCUAUUGAGAACAGUCAGUUUAUGAGUAGUGACAAUUUGAAUCAUGAAAUGACUGAAAGCAAUGUAAAACUGGAUGGUAAAGUGGAAAUAGAUGCAGUAUAUGCCCAGGCAGAUAAGAAAGUGGCCGGAGACACUAGGGUAGAAGAUAUCCCUAGUUCUACUGAUUAUGUUACUUCAGAAAAGUAUGAUUCUCCUGAUACUGCUGAUGAUACAGGAAAGGGUAUUGUGGAAGAGGUCCAAGUUCAGAUGACAGAUACUUUGGAAAAUAUUGAUGAAUUAACCGUUGAAACUCACAGCGAUGAUAGUGGAGUAACAGUACCUACUGUCAGAUCAAUAAUUAACAACAAAAGAUAUCAGGGUGGGGACAGCUUGUCGGAUGAUGAUUUAGUAACCGUCGUUGAAGGCCAGCUGGAUUCACAACAGGCACGUCCCCUUAAGGAUUUUGAAGUUCGUAAGAGUCUCCAGAUGGAGAUCCUGAAAUUAUUAGAUGAGGCUCAAACAGCAGAGGAAAUUUUGAUUGCUGCUGUGCGUUACAUCAACAUCAGGCAACUUCAGGAUCAGCCUUCAAGUUCUGCUGUGUCUGAAUUGCAAAAUGUGUUGAUAAAGAAGACUGCUUCUAAUCCAGGCUUAUUACACUCCCUGUUAAAUGUUCACUUAAGGGAACUCUUAGGAGCUCUUCCCCAGCAGUCAGCCCAUGCUUCAACUUCAGAUGCCCCUGAAGUGGAUAAUUCACUACAUAACCUCCUUACUCAUCUCUCAACUCUAACAGCAAAUCUAAGAAAAUUUCUCCCUGUGACCAAGGAUACAAAGAAAAGUCCAUCAGAGCAACUUUCUUCCCUUCCAGCUGGACUUAAGAAAGGGGACUUAAAUGAAAAUAGUAAAGUCGAUCAUUUGACUGACAAAAUACACGAUAAGUUAAAAAAAUUAAAGAAAAAGUAUGAGGGUAUGAUACCUCAACAUAUAGAAGAUAUACUUGAUAAUAACCAAGAUGUGUCCUCAUCUCUAACCAAAGACGCUGUUAAAAAAGAUGAACUAUAAUAGAGCAAUAAUAUUUUUUUGAAGAAAAAUCUAAGUUUAUCCUGAUGAUGCGUUCAAUCUAUGGUUUCGUUUACUCUCGUGGAUUUUUUGGUUCAGGUGUAUAGUGAAUUCAUAAAUUUAUUUAUUUAUAUAAAGGUGGAUAAUAUAGUGAUAAAUGUGUGCUAUGAUAUAUACAAUAUAUAUAAUAUAUUGCACAGGAAAUGACUGGAGGUUGCUCAGGGGAGCUGCUUAUCACUGUGAUAUAAGACAUUAGUGGAGCAGUUGGUUGUUGUGAGUUCAUAAAAUAUUUAUUCAUUUCAACAUUCAUACUCAAAUCAGUGCUCACAAAUCUCUACAGGGCUAAAUUAUGUGUGAAAGACCAGUGCCAGUGUUGAAAUGUUCUGUUGCAUGAAAAUAAACAUGACAGUGAAGAGAAGAUCCAAAUGUUGAUAAUAAUUUUUCUUUAUUUUAAUAAUUUUUGUUAUGUGAGUAAUCUUGAUCGCAUAUAAUUUGGUCCUGUAGGUUAAAUAAUACAGUACGUACAUCUUUGGUGCACAUAGUGUCAUGCCAUAGUCACUGGAAAACAUUCCACCAGCCUUACAAGGAAAAAUUUGCAGUAGAUAUUCCUUACAAAAAUGGAAAAAAAUGCAUAUUGUUUGUAUUUUUUAUUUUACGGGGAAUAUAAAGUUCAAUAAAUGAGGAUAUAUCUUCAAGAGCUCAUCAGCAAUUUAAUUUCAUGGUACCUUUAAUGAUCUGUACGGUUCAUUUCCAGAACUUGUUCAAAUACACCUUUAUCUAUGUUUGUAUGAAAAAUGUUAAGCAUUGUAGUAAUUCAGUGCAGUAUCUUGUUCAGUGGAAACCUCUUCACUUCAUAUGUCAAUCACUUACAAACAAGACCACUACCACUUUCCUUAAAGUAGUUAUUUAUUUUGGAAAAGCUUUAUUUCGUAUGUGCAGUUUUACAAAAUCCAUCCUGUACAAGAGUUACACAUAUUUGCUUGGGGACAAAGAAGAGUGAUUCUGUGCUGUGGAUGAACUGAAACAGUUUUCAUUGUUGUUUAAAGGCUUCCUUCUCGUAGUGAUGACUCUAGGAAACAUUAUGGAAAGGUUGUAUAGUCCCGGUUUAGGCUGUGAAGUAAAAUGCAUCAAAGCAACCAUAUAUGAGAUAUAUUGAUUAGUUUCAUAAGGUUGGGUUUAGUGGGUAAGUGCUUUACUGGUGUCAUCUUGCUUAAAGUCUUUUAAUAAGGACUGGGGAGUUUAUACAUCUCAGUCAUGCAAGUUUCAAAUUACUAAAUGCUAUUGAUGUAAGUGUUAUUGAAAGUGAUAUAUUUAUAAAUGGUGAUUGGAGUUGUUACUUAAUUUUUGAAGUAUCUAAACAUAAAUGACAACACCUUUCUUAGGACUUUCCUUCAAAAGUCAUCAAUAAUUUUCAUUGGGGUUUUUAAAUGAGUAAUGAAAGACUAAGGGUUGACAUCACUCAUGAUAAUCUCAUGUCAAGGCCUGGAUUAUCAUGGCAGCACUGGUUUUUAGCACUGAUUAUAUUUUUGAAAGGGAAGCCUAACAUUAAAAAGUUCAUUUUUCUGACAAUUGCCACUGAUUUUUCUUCUUGGCAUGUUAUUUUUAAAACUCAGUUGUUGCCUCAUAUUAAAAAUGUGUUAUGCAGUUGGAGGUAUGUGGUGACUGGGAUGAACUGAACGAUGGUUAAUUAUAAUAAAAAUACCAUAUAUAAUUACUUUUUUUUUUUUUUUUUUUUUUUUUUUUUUUUUUUCUAAAGUGCUCUGCCAUUUUUAUUACAACAGGUAUUACAGCCAAAUGUAAGUAGAAUUUUUUCUUCUUUGAAACAAACAGCAUAUUUUUAAUAUAUAUAUUUUAUAGUAUGAUUUUAAUAUAUUCAUAGAUGUCUCCACUUUUAAAAACAUUUUUUACAUUUUAGAGGUACGUAUAUUUUUAACAGCAAACAUUUUGGAAGAAUUUAAGAUAGGGAACUUGAACAUGAUUAUAUGUAUACCAAAGAAUUCCAAUAUAUAAAAUUAAAUGUUACAACUUUUUAAUUUGAAUUUAUGGGAAGACUUGUUGGAUUAAGGAUCUCAAGUUCUUAAUGAGAGUUCUCUUUAUAAUUGGGUGCUUGAAAAUCGUAUUUUGCAGUAUACUAUUAAAAUGGAAGUACAAGUUCAGGUAAUUAAUUUAUUUUAGGAUCUAACUAUUACCCAGAACAUUCUGACAGCCGUUUGUUACUUGAAAUAGAGUAUUCAUCAUUCGUAAGGCUUAUUUUGUGCUUCUGUCGUAUAAUAAUCUGAUCUCAAAGGACUUCUUGAUAAAUCUUGAGACGACCAUGUAUGCUUGUACACAAAGCUAUUAGGAGUCUCAACAAUAUAUGCUUGUGUCCUAAUUGCCCUGACCUGGGCUUUGUCUUUUACAUAUGCUUUUUGGAUACUUCACUUACUUGUGUUUUAGAAACAAAAGCAAGGUAAGAAAAGUGAUUAGUAAUCAGACAUAACUUUCACCAUCCAGAGUUUUCACUGGCAUUUUCAGUCUAUCUUUUCAGUGAGUAAUGUUUAGCGAUGUGGAACAGUUGAGCUCAAGUGUCAGUUACCCUUUAACAGCUUGUAAGAUGUUACAGCAAUAGACAUUUCAGAGUUGUAGACUGAACCUUUUCUUCAUGGUAUCAUCAUUUACACUAAUCUUUUUCUGAGUAUGUGCAUUACAGUAAUUUAAUCUAGUUUUAAUUAUGUAUGGACACUGUAUAUGUAUUUGGGAUAGUGUUGGACAGAGGCUUAUUAAUGUUCUGAAAUCAAACUUUCACUGAACUACUUGAAUAAAUCUAGUACAAAGUAAUUCACCUAUGUACAAGACGUACUGAAAUACCAUACGUAAAACAUAGAAAUGUAUCAUAUAUGUGUGUGGCACAUAAAAGUAAAAAUGUAGUUAUUGCGUGUACAUGAAAACAAUCGUGCAGGUUACCGGACCUUUGAUUAUGCAUUAUCAUUGGCAUUACAUUUUUUUUCUGUUUUCCAUCAACUAAGAAAAUACAUUCUAAGAAAAAUUAACCUUCCAGCAUCUCUCCAUUUUUGGUGAUAUGUAUAUCCAUAACUGUAUCCAGUCUAGCACUUUUCACAACUUCACUUGGAAAGGAGUAGAUAGUUACUUCAUUCAUAGCUUUUACUUGGUUUUCUGAAAUUCAGUAAAUAUCUUCGGAUCAUAGUUGCCCUUCAUCCCUCUUGUUAUGGUCUUUCUCUUUAGAAUUGGGAUAAUGUGCCAAGAUUAUUUUGUAUGACUUCCUUUUUUGCUCAUAACAUCUUCAGAGGUAAAGCUCAGUAGUUUGCAUGUAGCAUUGUUACCCAUGUACUGUAUUAGUGUAAAGAGUGGAUGGUCGAAGUAAAUUGUAGGAAGGAUCUCCCUACCUGCCAUUGUUGGUAAUGCUAUGAUUAACUCAAAAUCCUGAAAGUGAACAUACAUAGUCUUGAUAUCACAAUUACCUUUAUGUAAAUAAAAGUUUAUAUUUUAACUUGAAAUAGUUAUAAACUAAAGUGGACUGUACUUAAAAGUUGAAAUUUUGAAAAAUAUUUAAUCCAUUUUAGACAAGUGUGUGGAAAAAAAUUAUAAAAAUGUUGGUAUGUGAUCUCUAUAGAGCAGCAAUAAGGGGAUAGUUGUACUAUAUGGAUGCUUGCUCAUUUCCACAGGAUGAAGAUAGUGAUGUUUAAAAUGUAAAUUAAGAGCUCAUUAACUGCCAUACGAUUUAGUUACAAAAUGGUUAGCAAACCUUCAGUUCUCCCUUAGUGAAAUACUAAGUUUUCAGUCACUCUAAAUAAAGAAUAAUUGUUUGAAAAAAAAAAUAACUUAAUCAUGUAAAUUAGGUUUUUAGCUUUUGCCCUGUAUUAAUUUACAUGGUCUUCUUAAAUGAUCAGUGAUUUGGUAAUGUUGCAAUCACAAGUUUAGCCCCAACAGUCUUGUUACACAUACGGGUUAGGAAUUGAAAGUUUUCAAAUGUAUUAUUUUCACUGUAUAAUACAGAAUAUGCACCAUUUAUCAGUAUAUAUUUCAGUUUAUGGUUUUGCUAACUAAACAUACAGUUUCACAGCUGUUAGCAAGUUAAAUGUUAAUAAAUGCAUCGGUACAAUGGUGCUGGGAUAUUUUUAUGCAUUUUCUUUGUUUUUUAUUACUGUUAGUACUUUCUUAUGUCACUGUAUAUUUUAUUCUACUCACUUUACUCCUAAAAGGAACUACAAAGUCCCUUCAGGAAAAGUUUUUUAAAAAAUCAUAGUUCAUAUUCAAUUUUUAUUUUUAAAAACUGUAAAAAAAAAAAAUUAAGAAGCUUGAGAGAUGAAUUAAAAAUUAAGAGGCUUUGUAAAAAAAAAAAUUAAGAAGCUUGAGAGAUGAAUUAAAAAUUAAGAGGCUUUGUAAAAAAAAAAAAAAUAAGAAGCUUGAGAGAUGAAUUAAAAUUUAAGAGGCUUGAGAGAUGAAUUACAGUUGUUUUAGGCUGUUCCUUAACAUCAUAAGAAAAUAUUUGUGUAACUUGUACAUUCAUACACAGAAGUAGCUUUUGAACAGAGGAAAAUUUAUUAAUGUUAGCUUUUCAGGUAAUAAAUCGUGUGUGUAGGUUGACCAAAGCACAGAAUCUGUCUUUUAAUUGUUAAUAAAGCAUGAUGAUACUGUAUGACUGAAUUAUAGACUGGAGCCAAUUUGUGUUACUGUGUGCGUGUGUUUGCAAGUUGUGCACCAGUGUGUUUCUAUAAUGUGCUAGGGUUAAUGUGAAAAUUUUUUAAUAAAAGUUGAAAUCA
Messenger RNA from Macrobrachium nipponense, 7576 nucleotides. RefSeq names its product ER degradation-enhancing alpha-mannosidase-like protein 3. The record is from RefSeq and is a predicted model, not a curated record. The transcript has 12 exons. Gene Ontology annotation, cellular component: endoplasmic reticulum; membrane. Gene Ontology annotation, biological process: mannose trimming involved in glycoprotein ERAD pathway; carbohydrate metabolic process; endoplasmic reticulum mannose trimming. The coding region runs from base 42 to 2819 and encodes 925 amino acids. Lineage: Eukaryota; Metazoa; Arthropoda; Malacostraca; Decapoda; Palaemonidae. Gene Ontology annotation, molecular function: mannosyl-oligosaccharide 1,2-alpha-mannosidase activity; calcium ion binding.